GGGUAAUCUCUCUCUUCUCUUUCCUAUUCAUUCUGUCUUGUAACAACUCUUGGCUUUUAAGGAUGGCCAAUGCAUAUAGCACUGUGUUUUUGGUUUUACUUCACAUUUACCUGAGCUUUGUGUUAACUCAUUCAGCACCUGAAAGUGCCAUUGUGACACAGAUUCCAGGCUUUAAUGGAACUUUACCUUCCAAGCACUAUGCUGGGUAUGUGACAGUGGAUGAAAGUCAUGGAAGGAAUUUGUAUUACUAUUUUGUUGUGUCAGAAGGUAAACCUUCUGAGGACCCAAUGGUUCUGUGGCUUAAUGGGGGACCUGGGUGCUCUAGCUUUGAUGGCUUCAUAUAUGAACAUGGUCCUUUUAAUUUUGAAGCAGCAAAGACAAAGGGAAGCUUGCCCACACUGCAUCUCAAUCCAUACAGCUGGUCAAAGGUUUCCAAUAUUUUAUACUUGGAUUCUCCUGCUGGUGUGGGAUUUUCAUACUCGGAGAAUGAAACUGAUUACGAAACCGGAGACAUUAAGACUGCCUUGGAUACACAUGCCUUUAUCCUUAAGUGGUUUGAGCUAUACCCCGAGUUCCUUCCUAACCCAUUCUUCAUUGCUGGAGAGUCAUAUGCUGGAGUUUAUGUGCCUACUCUUGCUUAUGAAGUAAUGAAAGGAAUUGAUGCUGGUGUGAAGCCAAAUCUGAAUUUCAAGGGUUACAUGGUUGGAAAUGGUGUUACAGAUGAAAAAUUUGAUGGCAAUGCUCUUGUUCCAUUUGCACACGGAAUGGGUCUUAUCUCAGAUGAGCUGUUCGAGGCGGUUAAUAGUGAUUGCAAUGGGAAUUUCUAUAAUCCACUCAGUGAUAAUUGUUCUAGCAAGCUUGCAAAAGUUGAUAAGGACAUCGAUGGUUUAAACAUAUAUGACAUUCUAGAACCAUGCUAUCAUGGCACAGAGGCACAGGAGAUUUCACCAUCGUAUAUUAGGUUGCCGUCGAGCUUCCGGAAGUUGGGUGAGACUGAGAGACCUCUUCCUGUGAGGAAAAGAAUGUUUGGUCGUGCUUGGCCGCUAAGAGCACCUGUGAGAGAUGGAAAUGUACCAACUUGGCCGCAACUGAUGAAUAGCAACAAUGUCCCAUGCACUGAUGAUGAGAUUGCGAACACAUGGUUGAACAAUGAAGCAGUCAGGAAAGCAAUUCACACUGCACAGAAAAGUUUGGUCAGUAGUUGGGUGUUAUGCACGGACAAAAUUUCGUUCAAUCAUGAUGCUGGGAGCAUGAUCAAGUACCACAAGAACCUAACUUCUAGAGGAUAUCGAGCACUUAUUUUCAGUGGUGAUCAUGACAUGUGUGUUCCUUUUACGGGGAGUCAAGCUUGGACGAGAUCAGUUGGGUACAAGAUUGUUGAUGAAUGGAGGCCUUGGUUAUUCAAUGGUCAAGUUGCUGGGUUUACACAAGGAUACGACAACAAUCUUACUUUUAUGACCAUUAAGGGAGCUGGGCAUACUGUUCCGGAAUAUAAACCACAAGAGGCUUUGGAUUUUUAUAAACGCUUUCUCGCUGGAUUGCCAAUAUGAGAGGGGGAAGAGAGAAGAAGAUGGAGUAAUGCAUUAUGCAGCUUUGGAUUAUCUUUAUACUCUAUUAAUGAUCCAAACGCGAUGUUAUAUCUGUAUCCUAUGUUUACCUCACUAAUUUAUUACCACAAUCAAUAUACUUUCUGUAUUUAAAAUAUGACUAUGGCAAUUUA
Molecule: messenger RNA, 1720 nt
Organism: Gastrolobium bilobum
Lineage: Eukaryota; Viridiplantae; Streptophyta; Magnoliopsida; Fabales; Fabaceae
Product: serine carboxypeptidase-like 20
Exons: 15
Coding region: 63-1550 (495 amino acids)
Biological process (GO): proteolysis; secondary metabolic process
Molecular function (GO): acyltransferase activity, transferring groups other than amino-acyl groups; serine-type carboxypeptidase activity
Source: RefSeq, a predicted model, not a curated record